CCCGCCACUCCUCCUCCUCCGUCACUCCCAAAAUGGCCGAGAAGAGGAAACGCCGCCGCGCCGACGCCGACGCCGACGCCGACGACGACGACGACGAGCUCCCCUUCAAGAACUGCCUCAAGCCCGACCCCGUCAUCCUCCAGAUCCUCCGGUCCCUCACCGCCUCCUCCGCCGCCGCGGCCUCCUCCUCCUCCUCCUCCGCCGGGGCCAAAACCCUAACCCUCGCCGACCUCGCCCUCUCCUCCACCUGCCGCGAGGUCGCCGACCUCUCCCUCUCCUCCGUGCAGUCCUCGAUCGAGUCACUCAUCCUCCGCAUCGCCCGCUCCAUCCUCGGCGGCGACGGCUUCGCCUUCGACGUCCCCUCCCGAUCCUCGGCGAACCAGCUCUACGUCCCCGAGCUCGAUCGCAUCGUGCUCAAGGACAAGAACACCCUCCGCCCCUUCGCCAACGUCUCCAGCGUCCGCAAGUCCACCAUCACCGCCCGCAUCCUCCAGCUCAUCCACCAGCUCUGCGCCAAGAGCAUCCACGUCACCAAGCGGGACCUCUUCUACACCGACGUCAAGCUCUUCCAGGACCAAUCGCAAUCCGAUUCAGUCCUCGACGACGUGUCCUGUAUGCUGGGGUGCACUCGGUCAAGCCUCAAUGUGAUUGCUGCCGAGAAGGGAGUCGUUGUGGGCCGGCUUAUUUUCAGCGACAACGGUGACAUGAUCGAUUGCACGAAGAUGGGGAUGGGAGGGAAGGCAAUACCCCCGAACAUCGAUCGGGUCGGCGAUAUGCAGAGCGAUGCGUUGUUCAUACUCUUGGUGGAGAAGGACGCUGCCUACAUUCGAUUGGCAGAGGAUCGGUUCUACAACAGGUUUCCGUGCAUCAUCGUCACGGCUAAGGGCCAACCAGACGUCGCCACCAGGCUGUUCUUGAGGAAGAUGAAGAUGGAACUCAAGCUGCCGGUGCUCGCGCUCGUGGACAGCGACCCUUAUGGAUUGAAGAUUUUGUCGGUUUAUGGGUGCGGGUCAAAGAACAUGUCGUACGACAGUGCCAACUUGACGACCCCUGACAUCAAGUGGUUAGGGAUAAGGCCAAGCGACCUGGAUAAGUAUAAGAUACCGGAGCAGUGUCGGUUGCCCAUGACGGAGCAGGAUAUAAAGACGGGGAAGGACUUGUUGGAGGAGGAUUUCGUGAAGAAGAACCCGGGGUGGGUCGAGGAGCUGACCUUGAUGGUGAAGACGAAGCAGAAGGCAGAGAUUCAGGCUCUGAGCACUUUCGGGUUUCAGUAUCUGUCCGAGGUGUAUUUGCCCCUCAAGCUUCAGCAGCAGGACUGGCUCUGAGGAGAAGGAUUCUCA
Syzygium oleosum is the source of this 1340-nucleotide messenger RNA. Its product is annotated as DNA topoisomerase 6 subunit A. The coding region runs from base 33 to 1325 and encodes 430 amino acids. Gene Ontology annotation, cellular component: nuclear chromosome. Gene Ontology annotation, molecular function: ATP binding; DNA binding; DNA topoisomerase type II (double strand cut, ATP-hydrolyzing) activity. The record is from RefSeq and is a predicted model, not a curated record. The transcript has a single exon. Gene Ontology annotation, biological process: reciprocal meiotic recombination; meiotic DNA double-strand break processing; DNA topological change. NCBI's taxonomy places the organism in Eukaryota, Viridiplantae, Streptophyta, Magnoliopsida, Myrtales, Myrtaceae.